CUUCCUGCUUCUCUUCCAGGUAACGGGAUCGGUCCCGGGGCGGCGGACUCGUCUCCCACAGUGUCGUCUGUGUCGCCCAAGUUUCACGCUAAGCCCAGUGGCCACGCCAACGGACGGAAUGGUUUGGGCAGCCGGUCCGGCUCGUUGGUGGCGGGCUCCCCGAGGCCCUCCCUCACCCGCCGGCCCAGCGCCAUCCCAGAGGCCACUGUGGACGGGUCCAAGCCGAGGGACUACCUGAUCCUGGCCAUCCUGUCCUGCUUCUGCCCGCUGUGGCCCAUCAACAUCGUAGCCCUCACCUUCUCCGUGAUGGUACGACUUCUUUAACAAACAGAUAAUAACUGAUACAAACAGAUGAUAACUAAUACAAACGGAUGAUAACUG
Anarrhichthys ocellatus (wolf-eel) is the source of this 381-nucleotide messenger RNA. RefSeq names its product proline-rich transmembrane protein 2-like. The transcript has a single exon. Gene Ontology annotation, cellular component: membrane. The annotation marks the transcript as partial. NCBI's taxonomy places the organism in Eukaryota, Metazoa, Chordata, Actinopteri, Perciformes, Anarhichadidae. The record is from RefSeq and is a predicted model, not a curated record.